Molecule: messenger RNA, 1590 nt
Organism: Fragaria vesca subsp. vesca
Lineage: Eukaryota; Viridiplantae; Streptophyta; Magnoliopsida; Rosales; Rosaceae
Product: reticuline oxidase-like protein-like
Exons: 1
Coding region: 1-1590 (529 amino acids)
Molecular function (GO): oxidoreductase activity; FAD binding
Source: RefSeq, a predicted model, not a curated record
AUGAAGGUUCUAGUGCUCGUUAUUCUAUCAGUCCUUUCGUUUUCAGUACCAUGUACAACUUCAGAUCCAAUUCGCACAACUGACUUCCUCCACUGCCUUACAAAUCAUUCUCACUACUCCACCUCCCCAAUCUCUGAAGCCAUUUACACGUACCAAAACACCUCUUUUCAACCUGCUCUCUUGGCAUACAUUAGAAACCGCAGAUAUUCCACACCCACAACACCGAAACCUUUGGCGAUUGUAGCAGCCAAGCAUGAAUCCCAUGUCCAAUCGACUGUCAUUUGUGCACAACAACAUGGAUUUCAAAUAAGAAUCCGAAGCGGUGGCCAUGAUUUUGAGGGUCUAUCGUACGUAUCAAGUGUCACACCCUUUGUCAUGCUUGACAUGUCUAAUCUUAGAUCCAUCGAUAUUAAUGUCACGGACGAGAGUGCUUGGGUAGAAUCUGGGGCUACUCUUGGUGAGCUUUAUUUCAAUAUUGGAAACAAAAGCAAUGUGCAUGGAUUUCCUGCUGGAGUUUGCCCCACUGUUGGUAUUGGUGGCCAUCUUAGUGGUGGUGGUUAUGGCCCUUUGAUGAGAAAAUAUGGACUUACAGUCGAUAACGUUGUAGACGCUAAGCUAGUCAAUGCGAACGGUACAAUGCUUGAUAGAAAAUCAAUGGGAGAAGAUCUUUUCUGGGCCAUUAGAGGUGGUGGAGCAAGCUUUGGAGUCGUUGUGUCUUGGAAGAUCAAAUUGGUUCCAGUUCCAACCAGAGUGACUGUAUUCAAUGUUUUAAGGACUUUGGAACAGGGCGCUAUCGAUACUGUUCAUCGGUGGCAAUACGUAGCGCCUAAGCUGCCUAAAGAGAUCUUCAUUAGGGCAAUGCUUCAAGUGAAGCAAAAUAGUACUUCAGGUAAGUUGGCUAUGCAAGUGUCAUUCAUUUGUCAUUAUUUGGGAGAUAGUGAGAAACUUCUUUCUUUGAUGAAUCAGAGUUUUCCUGAAUUGGGUUUGCAGCAAAGUGAUUGCUUUGAAAUGAGUUGGGUAGAAUCCACUGUGUUCUGGGGUAACCACCCGAUUGGAACUCCCGCAACUGUUCUGCUUGAUAGGCCAAUGGGGCCGCCAGAUUUCUUCAAGGGCAAGUCAGACUAUGUGAAAGAGCCGAUUCCGAAACAUGGAAUAGAAUCGAUAUUGGACUUGAUGUUAAAGCCGGGUCUGGAUAAACUGUACAUGGAAUGGAACCCUUAUGGUGGAAGAAUGAGUCAGAUUUCGGAGUCGGAAACUCCAUUCCCUCACAGGGAAGGAAACCUGUUCUUGAUUCAGUAUCUGGGAUAUUGGAAAGAAGACAAGGCUGAGACGGCACACCGCUACCUUGACUUGAUUAGCAAAAUGUAUCAAGAAAUGACUCCAUUUGUGUCCAAGAACCCAAGAGAGGCCUUCCUAAACUAUAGGGAUCUUGACCUUGGUGCCAAUACGGGUAAUCAGACUAAUGUUGAAACUGCUAGGAAUUAUGGAAGCAUGUAUUUCAAAGAAAACUUUGAUAGACUGGUCCGUGUGAAAACUGCGGUUGAUCCUUGGAAUUUUUUCAAGAAUGAACAGAGUAUCCCGCCACUUUAG